ACCGAGGACGAGUUGACCUUUGAGAAGGCGAUCCAGAACCUCCGCAUUGAAACCUAUGACAACCGCAAGAUUGCCAUUGGUGAGAUUCUUAAGACCAUCCCGGGGUACAAGCUCUAUUAUGCUCCCCUCGGUAGGCUGAUUCCCCAGCGUGAUCAUACCGUUGUGAUGAGCGACCCCGAAUGGAUCGCUUUCCCAACUGAGGAGGAAAAAGCUAAGUUCAAAGCUCUUGAAGUCGGCUGCACCGACGGUGUCUGGUGCCACGAUCUUGCCCGCAGACACCCCAAAUGGAUUGUCGAGGGGAUCGAUACCACUGUCAUGUGGCCGACUGUUGCUGACGACGAAGGAGCCGGAAAGAUGAAAGCGAGCACUCAGAACGAACCUCUUGCUGUUCCUUACCUUGCAACUUAUGACUGGCGUGAGCUCAUGGGACGCGAGCUUCCUAUCAAAGCUUUCGACUUCAUUCGUGCCCGUGACAUCAUGACCGGUGUUAUCAACUACAAGGAAUUGCUUAAGAACCUCUAUCAGUAAGCUUCCCUUUCCCACCUUUUACUAAUUCCACUGAGAGACACCGCUGAUUUUCGUCUUAGGUGCUUGAAGCCCGGUGGAUACAUUGAAUUGGUCGAGCUCGAUCCAACUCCUCGCACUGCGGAUCCCAGCGCCUGCGAGCAGACCAAUCCGAC
This is a messenger RNA of Xylona heveae TC161, 680 nucleotides long. RefSeq lists its product as hypothetical. The coding region runs from base 166 to 528 and encodes 120 amino acids. Lineage: Eukaryota; Fungi; Ascomycota; Xylonomycetes; Xylonales; Xylonaceae. The record is from RefSeq and is a predicted model, not a curated record. The transcript has a single exon.